AUGUACGUGGCUCUGUUCGUUUGUACCGCGACGCGAGGGGUACACUUCGAGGUGGUUCAGUCGAUGUCAACCAUCCAGACUCACCUUGCCCUGCGCCGUUUUCUGAGCCUCUACCCAGCGUGCUCGAAAUUCAUCUCCGAUAACGCGAAAUCCUUCAUCAAGGCGGCUACCGAGAUCAAAGCGGUAUUCAACUCGUGCAGAGACGAGAGAGUUCGAUCGCUGCUGGCGGAGCGCAGGAUAGAUUGGGACUUCAUCUGUCCACGGGCCCCUUGGAGGGGAGGGAUGUACGAGCGCCUGGUUGGAACGUUCAAGCGCGCCUUGGUGAAGACUUUGGGUUCGAGUUAUAUAUCGUUCGAGGAAUUCCGCACGAUCGUGGCGGAGCUCGGAUCUGUCAUCAACGACCGCCCGAUUACGCAUGCUUCUACCGAUGUCGAUGCCCCGACUGCAUUAACUCCAGGUCAUCUCCUGCGAGGUGGACCACCGACCGCGACUCUCGCCUCAGUGGAACCUCUUAACCGACUCGGUCCGAACGGCAGGGUAGAUGGCAAAGAGCUCCGAGAUGCGCAAAAGAUGAAGACAUCUUAUUUCCGCAGCCUGUCCGUAAGAUGGUACCGGGAGUACAUUCUCAUGCUCCGUUCAGCCAACCUCACGAGCGGACACGAGGCGGAGCCAAUCCAAAUCAACGACGUGUGCUUGUUAAAGGAUGAUAACCUGCCAAGAGUGCGAUGGGUUUUAGUUCGAGUUCUGGACGCACAUCCUGGCCGGGAUGGCCUCGUCAGAACGUACACAGUCCGUUUCGAGAAUGGGACAACAUCACGCCGUCCCGCUCAACUGCUUAUACCGCUUGAAGAAACUCUGGAAGAGAGGAGAUCGGUACCGCUGCAGUCAGCGGAAAACUCAGAGAACGUAAAUUAA
Galendromus occidentalis (western predatory mite) is the source of this 915-nucleotide messenger RNA. RefSeq lists its product as uncharacterized. Gene Ontology annotation, molecular function: nucleic acid binding. The transcript has a single exon. NCBI's taxonomy places the organism in Eukaryota, Metazoa, Arthropoda, Arachnida, Mesostigmata, Phytoseiidae. Gene Ontology annotation, biological process: DNA integration. Bases 1 to 915 code for a protein of 304 amino acids. The record is from RefSeq and is a predicted model, not a curated record.